Messenger RNA from Chelmon rostratus (copperband butterflyfish), 1863 nucleotides. It is a transcript of the gene prkn, whose product is annotated as parkin RBR E3 ubiquitin protein ligase. The coding region runs from base 68 to 1468 and encodes 466 amino acids. Gene Ontology annotation, biological process: positive regulation of proteasomal ubiquitin-dependent protein catabolic process; negative regulation of protein phosphorylation; regulation of mitochondrion organization. The record is from RefSeq and is a predicted model, not a curated record. Gene Ontology annotation, cellular component: endoplasmic reticulum; ubiquitin ligase complex; mitochondrion. NCBI's taxonomy places the organism in Eukaryota, Metazoa, Chordata, Actinopteri, Chaetodontiformes, Chaetodontidae. Gene Ontology annotation, molecular function: zinc ion binding; ubiquitin conjugating enzyme binding; ubiquitin protein ligase activity. The transcript has 11 exons.
AGUACCCAGAGGGCACCGCGGCAGGUAGACUGUAAACACGCAGGGAGACUGAAGGACGAAGUGAACGAUGAUCGUGUUUGUCCGGUAUAACCUGGGGCCAGGUGUGGCGGUGGAGCUGCAGAAGGAAGCUCGUGUGGCUGAGCUGAAGGAGGUGGUGGGGAGUCAGCAGGGAGUCCAACCAGAGCACCUCAGGGUGCUUUUCGCUGGGAAGGAGCUGAGGGCUACCGCCACGCUACAGGGUUGUGACCUCCCAGAGCAGAGUACAGUCCAUGUCGUCUUCUCUCUGUCGGGUUCCUCCUCCUCCCGGCUGCUCUCCCUGGCUGAAACGGGGGAGGAGGAGCAGAACAGUCUGACCAGGCUAGACCUCAGCUCCUCACACCUCCCCUCCACCUUCUCCAGCCUGCCAGUUAUCCUGGAGAGGAGCGAUGGAGGAGGAGGAGGAGUCGUUGACAGAGGAGCAGAGGAAGAGAUAGAGGAGGCGCAGGCUGCAGGUGUGAAAGGUGUGCGUACCUGCAGUACUUUCUUUGUGUACUGUAAGACCUGCAGUUCUGUCCAACCAGGAAAACUGAGAGUUCGCUGCAGAAGCUGCAGACAGACGACACUGACGCUCAACAGGGGUCCGUCCUGUUGGGAUGACGUUCUCCUCCGAGGUCGUAUCCACGGUGUUUGUCAGUCAGACGGUUGUCAUGGCAACGAAGCGGAGUUCUACAUGAAGUGUGGAUCCCAUCCGACCUCAGAUGACGAGCUCUCCGUGGCCCUCGACCUCAUUAUGACCAACAGUAGAGAUGUCCCCUGUAUCGCCUGCGCCGACAUCAUGAACGUGGUCCUGGUGUUCAGGUGUUCGGAGCGUCACGUGAUCUGUCUCGACUGUUUCCGUCGUUACUGUCAGACUCGACUAAACGAGCGACAGUUUGUUUACCAUCCUGUGAUUGGCUACUCACUGCCGUGUGCUGCUGGCUGCGCUGAAUCUCUCAUUAAAGAGCUGCAUCAUUUCAGGAUUUUAGGAGACGAUCAGUAUGGGCGGUACCUGCAGUUUGGGGCGGAGGAGUGCCUGCUGAUGAGUGGAGGACUGAUGUGUCCGUCACCCGAAUGUGGGGCAGGGCUCGUCCCGCCCGAGGACAGCAGGAGGGUGGAGUGUGACAGACAGCUCGGCUGUGGCUUCGUCUUCUGCAAAGACUGCAGGGAGCGCUACCAUGAGGGGGCGUGUCACACAGAGCUGACCCCACCCACAGAUGAAGCGUCACAGGUUUUUGUGGUGGACGAAGAGGCGUCUCUCAGGGGGCGAUGGGAUAGGGCCUCCCUGCUCCUCCUGCAGGAGACGACUAAACGUUGUCCUCAGUGUUCAGUUCCUGUUGAACGAAACGGUGGCUGUAUGCACAUGCAGUGUCCGCUGUGCAGAGCAGAGUGGUGCUGGCUCUGUGGUGUCACCUGGAACACAGAGUGUAUGGGGGACCACUGGUUCGGAUGAAACCCACGCAGACCCUUCGGCAGCUGGGAAUCGAACCAGCUGAUCUUCAGAUCAUGAACAAUGAUAAUAAAACAACACGGAAAUGACAGAACACCCUGGCUCUUCUGAUUUGCAUGUCCGCAAUGCAUAUUCAUAUUCAACAGCAGCUCCUCGUCCUGUUGACCGAGCCCUCUAAUCAAUCACCAAUGAUAUACCCGGUGUGUCUUUGUCAUGUGAUGAGCCCACUGUCCCCUUUGUAUUGUGUGUUGCCCCCACCCUCCACCUUUUCCCAAGUUUGACAUUUGUUUUUUUUCUAUACAGAUGCUAUCAUUUAUACUUUUAAAACAGCAACCUGGAGUGUGCAUGGUUUUCAUACCCUGUCAGAAAGAACAAAAGUGAUUAAACCCUCAUCAGAA